AGGAUACACAAGGGAAGUGGCUGUCGCCGAGUAGGAGUCUCCGCUGCCGUCGAGCUGCGGAACCUCCGGGACCCUCCGCGCCGUCAACCACUCCCCGCGCCAUGCCGUCGGAGAAGACCUUCAAGCAGCGCCGCACCUUCGAACAGAGAGUAGAAGAUGUCCGGCUCAUCCGUGAGCAGCACCCUACCAAAAUCCCGGUGAUAAUAGAGCGAUAUAAGGGUGAGAAGCAGCUCCCCGUCCUGGAUAAAACCAAGUUUCUCGUACCUGAUCAUGUCAACAUGAGUGAACUUAUCAAGAUAAUUAGAAGGCGCUUACAGCUCAGCGCUAACCAAGCCUUCUUCCUCCUGGUGAACGGACACAGCAUGGUGAGCGUCUCCACACCCAUCUCCGAGGUGUAUGAGAGCGAGAAAGAUGAAGACGGGUUCCUGUACAUGGUGUAUGCCUCCCAGGAAACAUUCGGGAUGAGACUGGCAGUGUAAGGCCAGAAAAAUAAGUCGAUUCUAGAACUUUUUAUACCCUUACCAAGGAAAAAAAGGGAUGUUACCAACUGAAAUUGAUCAGUUCACCUAAUCACAGAUCAUUAAAACAGUAGUUUCCCCACCUCCUAGUUUUAGGAAGUUGUUUUUGUAAAACUGAGCUCCAAGUGAGCACAUUCAGGCUUCAGAAAACUAUGUCACUUAACCUAGUCUAUCUUGUUUUCAAAUCUUAGAAGUUUAAAAAUAAAAUACUUUGCAUUCUAAAUUGCCAAAAAAAAAAAAAAAAACCCUGCAAGUUAUUUUAAUGCUCCUCCCCCUCCCCCCAUAGGAACUUUCAAUUUGAGCAAUAAUUCAAAGGCGUUCAGAGACACUGAGUUUUCUCUUUAGAAUCCCAGAACCUGCUACCUUUUUUACAGAAAGGUUUCUACUCAACUCUUGAAAUCUUCCUAGAGGAUCUUUAGGCCUAAUUUGUCAACCAUAGUCCCCCCAAAACACAUUUACUGUAAUAGUUGGCACCAAAACAGCGUAAGUAGGAUGGCAAGAAAACACCUGCUCAGGGUUCCUGAUUCCUUAGCAGAAGCGUACCACAAGUCCACAUUCCUUGGACAGCUGAGAAAACCGCUCAGUAGCAACCAGAAUAAUUUAUAAUUUUGAUCUAGUUUUUUAGCAGGCCCCAGAGAAAGAGUGGUAUGUCUCCUUUUGGAUUUUCUCUUAAGAGCUCAAACUAGUGCUGAGUUGGUAAAUAAACAAGUGGUUGUACCAGCGUCAUCUUUUAGGGCAGUGGCAGAAACUACAGAAUAAGAAAAUUGAAAGCAUUAAAACUCAGAGGGACUCCUGCCUUUUUGCUUUAAAGCUGUAGGUGAUCUAUAUUUUUUAUGUUGAAGGUAUAACUAUGAUGUUAUUAAAAGGUUUUCAUAUUUUUAAAAGUAGUUCAGUUAUCAUUUAGGUCAAACCACCAUCAGAAUUCUCCCACUGUAAGUGCAUGUUGGCUGUGGAGAACACACAGCAAGAAGAAACGCGUGCUCCGUAAACACAUCUACAGGGAUGUCGCCAUCGUCCAGGUCCAGCCUGGGUGGCCAGUGCUUCUUGUACCUGCACGGGCUUCGCUGUUCACUGCUUUCUUUGGAGUAUCAUGGGAAGAUCACGGUGAUGCCACCGAGACAUGUAGCAGGCCACAGCUCACCCCUGUGUGUGGAAUACCUGUGUCUGUUAACUUACUGUAACGGAGGGAAAAGCCAGAGUCCUCACCUGCACCUUCAACUGGUCUUUAAAGGGGUUCCCAUCACCUGCCGCCCCCCAUGUGCAUGUGUCCACUUGGCUCACUUCCAGUAUCUGUAUCUUAUAUCCUGUGAGUUCUCAGCAGGCUUGUCUUUGGAUUGUAUACAUUCUAUCUUACAUUCUUGUAACUAUUGUGUGAUCUGUAAAAUUUCUAUAAGAAAUACUGCUUUAAAAAAAUGCCACAUGAGGGGGGUGUAUGUGUGUGACCUGUAUCCCACUUUAGCAGGUGGUCACUUUAUAGGAUCUUAAUAAGUACAUUUUUAAUGAACUGAGGUGAAUAAAGGCACAAUUAAAAACUCA
Otolemur garnettii (small-eared galago) is the source of this 2054-nucleotide messenger RNA. RefSeq names its product microtubule associated protein 1 light chain 3 beta (gene MAP1LC3B). The record is from RefSeq and is a predicted model, not a curated record. Gene Ontology annotation, biological process: cellular response to nitrogen starvation; autophagy of mitochondrion; autophagosome assembly. The transcript is spliced from 4 exons. Gene Ontology annotation, molecular function: ubiquitin protein ligase binding. Gene Ontology annotation, cellular component: autophagosome; cytosol; autophagosome membrane. Bases 102 to 479 code for a protein of 125 amino acids. NCBI's taxonomy places the organism in Eukaryota, Metazoa, Chordata, Mammalia, Primates, Galagidae.